AUGGCUUACGAAAUCGAAGACGAGGUUGAUUGGAGUGACAGUCCAUUGGGCCCUCCCUCUCCAGAGGCAAACCGUGCUGCAGGAAACCUAAAUGGAACGCAGCCCGCGGUAGAGAAGCCCAGCGACGAUCCUGGCUUGUUCGUGUCCGAGAACGUUGAUCGCUAUGAGAUACCCCCUGGUUUACCUCUUGCUUCCACAUACGAUGUCAACAAGGCCCAACAGCACAUACCCUCUCGUGCCCAGCGGGCUCGCAUCGGCAUCCACCUGAACCGGCGUCAACCUUCUAAAGACGACUACAUAAAUUUUGCGCUCUACCAAGCCAACCAAAAGGCGUACGAAGCGACGCUCUUCAAGAACUUUGUUGCACAUGCCCUGCAUCCAGAUCGUUUUUCAGAAAUGUCCAUGAGCCAGCCUGAGACGUGCGCAGAUGUCGUGCCGUAUCUACAGUCUGUUGUUCGAAAUGUCAAAGGUAUCGCGGAUAAGAUGGUCUGGAACGCACACUCCCGUGCAGUCCACCUGCUGGCGAAUGACGGCAAAGAUGGCUCUCCGUUCUUGGACCUGCGUCAGAUCAACCAGCACAUGUUCUCCGACUUCCGUCACGACAACCCAGUGUCUGUGGUGAAUAGAAUGAAUGAGUCAUGGCAUCGUGCUUUCCCAGAGCCUGCAAUGGUUCGGAUGUCGACCAAGCAGUAUCCAAUCGGCUCGAACAGCUCCCCACUCGAAGAGAUUGAUGAGAUUGCGAACAGAGUGUUCAACGAUACCUCUUUUACCAGCGCCCUCCCUUCUGGACGGGGUAUCAAUCCGAUGAGGAAGAACAAGGGCAAAGGCCGUGGGCUGCCAGGAGCAAUUCCGCGAGAACAGCCACUGGUCUUGUCGCGUGGAAAUUGGCUCGCAUUUCCACAACCGGAGACAAUCUUUGCAUCUCCGAGCCCUCCAGUAUUGCCUAUAUAUCAUCAAGACAUCUCGGAAGAUGUGGACGGGCUCCAGAACAUUGAUGAGCCACAAAUCAUCCAAGACCUACGCAGCAUUCAGGACUACAAUGACAACCAAUUUGGUAAAUUGCGGAGCUCUUCAAGCGCUCAGCAUCACUCCACAGCUUCUUCAACGCGGCUAGAAGACUUGUUCGACCGCUAUGGACAAGAUGCACUCAACAGCGACCAUAGCGGUACUCCCGCAAGAAGCGAAGACGACUUGAUCGAGAAGGUACCUUCAUGGCGUAUGAGACUCAUCAAUAAUCACAAGCGGCGACUGACUGAGCGGUGGGGUGACCCUCAACAGACGAUUCGAAGAGUCAUGCCGGGUAUCAGGCAAGUGAUCGAACACGCCUUCGAGAGAGGACUCCGACCCAUGGGUGACGACUUCGAGAGCAAAAUCAGAAUCAUCGAAGCGCGCGAGCAGCGAAAAAAUGCGCCAUCUCUAUCGAUCACAUCAACUCACACCCAGCAACAAAUACAAGAAAGUCCAUCAGCAGCAUCGAGCACCCUCUCGCAGAAGAAAGCUUCGAUCGCAGCAAAGAUGGAAAAGCAGCGCACAGACGCUCCGCGGAAGCGACAGAAGACAAGCACAACUGCCCCAUGUGCUGCAAACAAGAUGAAAGCAACGAAGAUGCAGAGCGUAUCCGGAUCGAAGAGACAGAAAGCAACGAAACCGCUCAAGCAACUGUCGGAAUCUGAAGGUCUCCCGUCGCCUCAUUCAAGUGGAUCUUCAACACUCGCUGCGCAUCACACAAUACCCACCACUGCAUAUAUUCAACCAAAAUCGCUGGACGAGAAGCCAGCCUGGCUUUGCGGCAUUAAACAUGCCAUGGGAUAUUAUUACAAUGCUGGAGACCGUUGCUUUGUUAACAUCAAGGAUAGCAAGAAGAGUAGAUUUUUGGAUUUCUAUAUGCCUCCAUCUACGCACUCUUUCCAGCCAGCACCCGACAUGGUUUAUACUCCGAGUAAGCCAGGCAAGAAACCUCGACGAUCCAAAACACGAUCACACAACGGCAUUGCCAAGGACGCCUACUGGGCAGCCAUCGAUGCUGGCGCAACUGCACGAGAAGCACGGCAAGCUGGUGUGGCAGCUGUGGAAGCACAUCUGAGACCACUGCCUCCAAAAGAACCAACGCCACAGCCGACUCCAGAGCCAGAACCAGAUCUUGGACCACAUCCCAGCGGGUCGAAGGCGAUGGAACAUGGUCAAGAUAUCCCGGAGUGCGCAUACUUCGAGAAGCAAGACAGACAUGAACAGUAUGCUUGGCGAUGCGAUAUCAAUCAUGCUCUUGGUCGAUACUACCUGGCUGGAGACAAGCGCUCUUGUCCAGGCUGCGGUUCGAACAGGUAUGGAGUGGGCAAGCAAUCCGAUAUGGACUUUUACAUGCCUCUCGGAGUUGUGGUUAGACAAGAAGCCUCAGAGCUGAGCCUGUGGAAGCCUCGCAAGCCAUACAAGUUACGCAAUCCGGGCUCUAAGGCAAAUGACAAACCGACCCAAGCAACGCAUAACCAGAUUUGCUCAAAGAAGUACCACGAGGCUAUUGAUGCCGGCCAAGAACACGAAGAAGCGAAGUGUAUUGCGAUUGAGGCACUAGAUGCUGAGCUAGACGCCAAGCAAGAGGCAAAGCAGAGACAAGAACAGAGUGAAAGCUCGGAAGAUGAGGGAGAAGCGAGCAGUUCGGGAGGCGAACGUAACAGCGAUAAGAAAGACUCCGCCAACACCGGUCAGAAGGGCAAUACUUUUCAUCGUCGUGGCUCACGUGGAGAGAGUACGCCGUCUUCAGUGCCUCAAAAGAGAAGUGCUGAGGAGGUAAGUGAAAGCGAUUUGGAAGACGAUGAAGACGACGGGACAUUCGAAGCAGCGAUUUACGAAGCUAUGGGUCAGAAUCUGGUCGAGUAUCCGGCAUCUGAUGAUGACGACGAGACUUCAGGAUCCGACAGUGAGUAA
Molecule: messenger RNA, 2922 nt
Organism: Parastagonospora nodorum SN15
Lineage: Eukaryota; Fungi; Ascomycota; Dothideomycetes; Pleosporales; Phaeosphaeriaceae
Exons: 3
Coding region: 1-2922 (973 amino acids)
Source: RefSeq, a predicted model, not a curated record